Molecule: messenger RNA, 2052 nt
Organism: Penicillium lagena
Lineage: Eukaryota; Fungi; Ascomycota; Eurotiomycetes; Eurotiales; Aspergillaceae
Exons: 6
Coding region: 1-2052 (683 amino acids)
Biological process (GO): regulation of DNA-templated transcription; DNA-templated transcription
Cellular component (GO): nucleus
Molecular function (GO): DNA binding; zinc ion binding; DNA-binding transcription factor activity, RNA polymerase II-specific
Source: RefSeq, a predicted model, not a curated record
AUGGAGGAUGAAGAAGAAGAGGAAGAAGAAGAAGAAGAGAAGGGCUCCCGUCGUCGCAAUGGCAAACAGGCUUCGUGCGAGCUCUGCCGCCGUCACAAGGUCCGCUGCGACCACGCUCUGCCCGUCUGCAACCGCUGCAAGGCGCGCGGAGUGUCGAGCCAGUGUUUCUAUCACCCUGCACCUCUGACUCGACCAAAGGGGCGGCGCAUUUUCCCCUUGGCAGAAGGGGUAUCUUUUGACAGAGCCAGGAGCACUGGACCCAGUGAAUCUUCAUCACAAUCCAACACACCUGGGGCCGCUGACCAUGUCUCGCCGUCACGGCACAAGCCUCUGCUGCCAGGCUACUUCGGCCCGACAAGUUUUGUCUCUUCUCUGACCGACGAUGUGGACCUGUCCUCCAACAGCCAAGGAUUGGAGGUAGAGACGGGGCAGCGAGUGUUACCCCCAUAUUGGGUGCAAAAGAUCUCAGAAGUGUUACUCGCGCUGGGAGAUUUCUCAACGAUCGAGCAACUGAUUCGAGAAUACUAUGAACGGAGUCAAAGUGCCGUCAUAGCAUCGCCAUUUAUUUUUAAUAGCCUCGCCUCUGUCAAGGCGAUAUGCAAGGAACGGAUCGCCAGUCGCGACUUUGAUGACUUUACGUCUUCGUUAACUGUGCGCAUCAUCCAGAACACGGCGGAGAUACUUGACAUUCCGCUCACGACUCGAGGUGCCGACUUUCACACACUUUUCACGGGACCACGGAUUCGUCUAGAGAUCAUCGGUGUCAUUUGCGCUAUCGCAGGCCGAGCUUGCUACUUUUGGCUUGCUCAAGAGAAAUUUGAUUCACAGACUUCUCGUUCUCAGUUUACACGGAAGAUGCUUGCAGCUAGCGACGCUGCACUGCAGACGUGCAAGAUUUUAACGCCUCUGAAUGAUCUCACAAUUUGGCUUGUCCAUGAGAACCUGCUACUGUCCCAUGGGGUAAACGGGGCAUCAAGUCCACAUGUAUGGAGCCGACUCGGAGAGCUCUCGACUGAUAUCUUCGCAUUGGGCUUGCACCGAGAGCCAAAGGCCUCAAACGAGAUCCCAGAGUUCAUGUUGGAAUCCCGUCGACGACAGUUCGCGGCAGCAUACCAACUAGACAAAAACCUUGCCACGUUCCUUGGUCGCCCUCCUCGAAUUCCUUGCCGAUACUCCGAUUGUCGAAUGCCCCUUGAUAUCGGCGACGAAGCACUGACGGCCAACGAUCUGAGCCUUGACAGCCCACAGGAUGGUAUUGAUUCCACGGGUUGGAAUAUAAACGGUCUAUUCCAGCGGUCAUCGUGGCUGCGAGUGCGUUUCAUCGUCAGCACGUUCCGCGACGAGAUUCUUGGGGUCUCUCUCCAGGACAUGACUCCAUCAACUGCCAGUCUUCUAAAGGAUAUCUCCCAUCGAUGCCAUUCCGCUUGGGAGUCACUCCCUAUUCACCUGCGAUACAACCCGCAGUGUUGGGACAACGGUCUUCCAGUAGCAGUUUGCUUGAUGCAGAUAUUUUCAUACCUGGCGUACCUCUGCAACGACUUCCUCAUCCAACGACUUCUCGUCGAAAAGAAUAACCCUAGGGGAAACGCCGCGCUUCUAUCUGUCAGCUCAGAGAUUCUAUCUACCGUCCUAAGACUAGGCACGCAGCGUGAAUACAUGGUCGACCUUCGUCCGGACUUUACAUUGACGAUAUUACUCUACGGCUUCUCCAGCGCCAGCAUCCUAAUCAAAGCUCUACAACACCACAAACGCAGCGGCGAACCAUUCCUCUACGAAGGCUCUCGCUCAGCCCUCAUUCGCAAUCUGAGCGUCUUCAUCGCUCACCUCGAGUCGAUUGCACGCCCAGAUAGUGCAGACUACGCCCUCUUCCAGCGUGCCAGCCAGGCUUUUUCGAAAAUCAUUGAUGAGAUUCUUGAGCCUGAUUCUGUGGCUCUAAAUGCGGAGCUUGGGGAGGUGUCGCUGUUUGACUAUGAUCAGAUGAUUAAUGUGGAUGGGUUGGAUUGGUUUAAUACGAUGGAUUUUGGGUUUGCUUUCAAUCAGUGGCUGAUUUGA